UCGGGGUUCUCCAUCAUGACGCAGCGCGGAGGACACCGGCUGAAACCCGAGGACGACCUCCCGGUUUAUCUCGCCCGUCCCGGCUCGGCUGAGCACGUUCCCCGGCAGAAAUACGGCGGCUUGUUCUGCAGCGUCCAGGACGCUCAUGACAGUAAAACUAUUGACUUUGAUGCCCUCAGUGUUGGACAGAGAAGCUCCAGAUUCCCGAGGAGCGUCAGACGAGAUCAAGAGGAGAGGAGAAGCCCGGCGAACGGCAACAGGAGCCCCGAUGAUUUAGGAAUGAGCCCCGGAGAGAUGCAACCCGGAGGAGUCGAAGUGCUCCAGGACCUGGGGGAUGGAAAGAGCGACCGGCUUCUGAUCAAAGGAGGGAGAAUUGUGAACGAUGACCAGUCCUUCAAUGCUGAUAUCUACAUGGAGGAUGGCCUCAUUAAGCAGAUCGGCGACAACCUGAUCGUUCCAGGUGGCGUUAAAACCAUCGAGGCCAACGGGAAGAUGGUGAUCCCCGGUGGUAUUGACAUCCACACCCGCUUCCAGAAGCCAUACCGUGGAACCACAGCUCUGGAUGACUUUGCUCAGGGAACUAAGUCUGCCCUUGCUGGUGGCACCACCAUGAUUGUGGAUCAUGUGUUCCCGGUGCCUGGCAGCAGCCUGAUGGAGGCCUACGACCAGUGGAAGCAGUGGGCAGAUGAGAAAGCCUGUUGCGAUUACUCGCUCCAUGUGGACAUCACCCACUGGGAUGACACCGUAAAGCAGGAGGUGGAUCAUCUCGUUAAGGAGAAAGGUGUGAACUCAUUCCAGGUCUACAUGGCCUAUGAGGAUUACUGCCAGAUGACCAACAGUGAGCUCUAUGAGAUCUUUACCUUCUUAGCAGAGAGGGGCGGAAUCGCUCAGAUCCACGCUGAAAAUGGCGAGAUCAUCUCGAAGGAGCAAAGCCGGAUGUUGCAGAUAGGCAUAACUGGACCAGAGGGCCAUGUGCUGAGCAGGCCAGAAGAGCUGGAGGCCGAAGCCGUAUUUCGUGCUGUAACCAUCGCCAGCCAAACCAACUGUCCUCUCUAUGUGACCCGAGUCAUGAGCAAGAGCGCUGCUGACAUCAUCUCACAGGCGCGGAAAAAAGGAAAUGUGGUGUUUGGGGAGCCCAUUGCAGCCAGCCUGGGGACUGACGGGACACAUUACUGGAGCAAGAACUGGGCCAAAGCAGCUUAUUUUGUUACAUCACCUCCUCUUAGUCCCGACCCCACCACUCCGGACUAUCUCAACACACUGCUGGCAAGUGGAGACCUGAGUGUAACUGGCAGCGCUCAUUGCACCUUCAGCGUGGCUCAGAAGGCCAUCGGAAAGGACGACUUCACUCAGAUCCCAGAGGGUGUCAAUGGAGUGGAGGAAAGGAUGUCGCUCAUCUGGGAUAAAGCUGUGACCACGGGUAAAAUGGAUGAGAACAUGUUUGUAGCUGUCACCAGCACUAACGCUGCUAAGAUCCUGAACCUGUACCCUCGGAAGGGUCGGAUUGCUGUGGGCUCUGAUGCCGACUUGGUCAUCUGGGACACAGACGCUGUUCGCACCAUCACUGCCAAGACACACCAGUCGGCUGCUGAAUACAACAUUUUUGAGGGCAUGGAGCUGCGUGGCGCCCCACAGGUGGUGAUAUGCCAAGGAAAGAUUGUUCUGGAAGAUGGAAACCUUCAUGUCACCUCUGGAGUGGGACGCUUCAUUCCCUGCUCUCCUUACCCGGACUUUGCCUAUAAACGUAUUAAAGCCAGGAAGCAGCUGGCCGUUCUGAGGGCGGUGCCCAGAGGAAUGUACGAUGGCCCAGUGUCUGAGUUCUCCCUGUCCCGUGGCGGUACCCCCUCCGCCUCGGCACGCACCUCACCAACCAAACAGCCUGUCAGAAACCUGCACCAGUCUGGAUUUAGUCUAGCAGGUAACCCUGCAGCAUGUGGUCCCCCCACUCCAGAGGACCUCCCCAUCAGGCCUGCUGGUCGCCGCAUUGUAGUGCCCCCUGGUGGUCGCUCCAACAUCACUUCUCUGAGUUAAACAGCAGGAAGACAAAGAGACGCUCCCACAAAAUAACAGCCAGAUUGCAAAAUUGAGGGUGGGAGGGAAAUGGGGAGGAGGAGAGGAGGUAUGAAGAGGACCAUUAGUAAAACAAACAAACAAACAAACAAACAAAAGUUUAAGAAACAAAACACUGAAUCCUCAUGCCUUACCUGUCACAGUGCUACUAUGCUCAGAUGAGAAAUGUAUCCCUUUUCCUACAGGGAGUCAGAGGUUAGGAAUCACCACCAAAGCACAUUUCAUGACCAGUCUUAGGUUCACUUCUUCUCUACAGAGAAAACACGAUUUCCAACAAAAUUCUGCUAAUCAAGAAUAAAACAGGAAAAUGGAUACCUCCUUUCUCAGAAUGAUGCUAUUCCUCUUUUACCCUGCUUGCCUUUUAAUGUCACUCCCUUUUCAGUUGCCUGCUUUCUCCAUAAUCACAAAAACCUAACACUAGACUCCAUUAGCCACGAAUCCUCCUGCAGUACCAUUGGUUAGCACUAGGUGGUGUUGUAUAUACAAUAGAUGUAAUGUAGCUUUGUGAAUGAUGUUGUUGCAGCCUGUUUGGAUUUCCUAGACCAGGCAAAAAUACAAAACGCCGCUGAAAGCAGGAGUGCUGUUGGACAUGGACCUGCAUGGGCCACAUUACUAUGGGCGACGUGAUCCAUGAUCCUUAUCCACCUUCUCCUCAGAGAUGUUCUCCUGAUGUACCGUAUUGAUUAUCAGUUUUUUUAAAGAGUAAAAGUAUGAUCUGCUUAGGAGGAGACUUAAAAAGACAAAUACAAUUAUUUAAUUAUUCUUUAUCACCCACUUUUAUUUGUCUACAUUCCAUCUGCAUCUUAACAAAACAUUGCAAGAAAUAGUCCUUUGCAUUUGCUUCUAGCAUACUGGCUGCAACUAACCAUGCAAUCACCUCAACAUAAACAGAUUGGUGAAUUAAAAGUAGAAAACUGAUCACCAGGAGGAGGAAUUCACUGUUCUGUGAAGCAACUUGUGACAAGAAGUCUUGCAGAUGCAAUGACCCGAUGAAAUAAAUAAAUCUGAUCUCAGAUAUUGGUGCUUUACCUCCAGAUUUACUCAUUUUUCUAAUUCCCUCCCAACUGGGCUCCCAGUAAAGGACACCAUUCUCUUAGCAUUCCAAUACAACCCUAUAAUAAAGUAUUUUAUGCAUUCAACAUCAGCUGAAUAACAAAAAACAAUCAGCCCAGUCGUCUGGUUCUGAUCGGUCGAAGAGGGAGGGAAUUAGAGCUCGUUUUUAUGUCUGCUGUUUUCUGCUCAGGCAGAGGAUUCUGGUGCCGUUUUUGUUAUGCAGUUGUGUGGGGAAGGUUAGAAGGAGAGGUUGGUUUUAUUUGGCAAUCUGAGGCUAGCACAGGUGGCGUUUUGUUGUAUUUAUGUUGGUUUGAGAACCUUUGUCACUGUUUAUUUUUUUACUUUAAAGAUCCGAACCCUGAAAUGACAGGUGAAAAACCAAGGUGUGGUAGUAUCGUUUGUUUCCUGAAUAAACAUGAGUUGCAACAGA
Molecule: messenger RNA, 3553 nt
Organism: Nothobranchius furzeri (turquoise killifish)
Lineage: Eukaryota; Metazoa; Chordata; Actinopteri; Cyprinodontiformes; Nothobranchiidae
Source: RefSeq, a predicted model, not a curated record